UUGUAGACAAAUCCAGAAAACAUCAUUCCGGGUCGGGUCAGAUCGAGAAACGGGUUUUCUGGCAUUUCCACCUUCCUCGUGUAGCAGAACACAGAAAUCUGCUUCUUUCUUCUGAUUCUCAGACUGAGAGAAUGAGACGAAGACGCAGCAACAACGAUAACGAUGCUGAUAACCAGAACCCUCAACCUCCCAAAUCAAACCCCUCAAUUUCUCAGUUUUCACAGAAACGCAUCUUCGCUUUCUGCUUAGCUUUCCGAAUACUCAAUUCCCUUCUAAUUCAGACUUAUUUCAACCCCGAUGAACACUGGCAAGGUCCCGAGGUUGCGCAUCGCAUCGCAUUUGGGUAUGGUCACCUAACAUGGGAAUGGAAACAGGGUAUCCGAAGCUACUUGCAUCCCUUCGUCUUCGUUCCGCUGUAUCGGCUCCUCGCAUUGCUGCAUCUUGAUACCCCUUGGCUUAUGAUGAGAGCUCCAAGGCUACUACAAUCAGUGUUUUCUGCAGUUGGUGAUUUGUACUUGUACAAACUCUCUGCAGUUCUAUUUGGUGACCAUGUUGCAAAAUGGGCACUCUUUUCGCAGUUGGGGAAUUGGUUUAUGUUUUAUUGUUUUUCUCGAACACUGUCCAAUAGCUUGGAGACUGUUCUUACACUAGUGGGUUUGUACUUUUGGCCCUGUAUGAGAUCUUCCGGUGAAUGUUCCUCUGGUUCAAGGAAGUGGGGUUUAGUUGUUGCAGCUUUAGCUUGUGCCGUUCGGCCAACUAGUGCAGUAACAUGGCUCUACGUCGGCCUGCUUGAGCUUUUAAAGGCACAUGACAGAUUGAAAUUCAUUUUUUUGGAGGUGGCUCCUAUUGGGACUGCGGUGCUUGGACUUACCUGCUUAUUAGAUCGUUUUAUGUAUGGCACAUGGAUUCUAGUACCACUUAAUUUUCUAAAAUUCAAUUUUCUUUCCUCGGGGGGAGAUUAUUAUGGAACUCACAAGUGGCACUGGUACUUAACUCAGGGAUUUCCAGUCAUGAUCUUCUCUCAUUUACCAUUUUGCAUAGCUGGUAUCAUUUCUUCCAAACAAUGGAAGUUUGCUGGCCUCCUUGCAUGGAUUUUGGGUUUCUACAGUGUAUUAGGUCACAAGGAAUUCAGGUUUGUCUUGCCAGUUCUUCCCAUUUCUCUGAUGUUCUCUGGUUAUUCUUUGGCUGUGAUAGAAGAUCCUGGUUCUUCUCAAAAUAAAGGAAAAGUAUCUUCAAAAAAGCAUACCAAAUGUCCUCCCAAGAUGAAAGUAGCUAUCUUAUUUUUGCUUGCUACCAAUAUUCCAAUGGCUUUGUAUAUGAGUUUGGUUCACCAGAGAGGACCUGAGGAUGUCAUGAACUUCCUAGCUAGAGAAGCUCUUGAUGGGAAAGUGAAAAACAUCCUAUUCCUUACGCCUUGUCAUGCUACUCCAUACUAUGCCAUGCUGCAUCAAAACCUGCCAAUGCAAUUUCUGGACUGCACUCCAAGCAGUGAAGAGAAAGGAGUCCCAGAUGAGUCAGACCGCUUCAUGAUGGACCCUGUUUCUUUCGUGACUGAAUAUGCAAAAAAUUGGUCUUCACCCAGCCACAUUGUUUUAUUUGAUUCAGAAGAGCAAAAAUUGAAGAACUUCCUAUUUUCUUUUGAUUAUAGAGAGGAAAAAAGAUUUUUUCAUGCUCACUUCAAGGUGGAUCGUGAUCUUCAAGCUUCUAUAGUUGUAUACGUCCGAAUUAGAUAGCAUUCUUCAUCUGAUCUGCAGACUGCAGCAAACUUUUGUGACAGUCAUUAUCCCAUUUCUUCACGUGGCUGCUCCAAAAGUUAACUGUGGUAAUUUGAUGUCUCUGUAAUGAGAUUUUGUUGUAUGUCAUUGUAAUGCUUACCAGGAAAUUUUGCAGUAAAGCUUGUAUAUGCCCCUUUAGCAUGUGUCUAGAGAUGAUCUACAUUUUCUUUAAGAAAGAUGCCACAUGAUUUGGAUCCUUUGCUGGUUUGGCAUCAUCGGCGUCUUCGUAAUUCGUAUGUCUGACAUAUUGGCUGGAUCGCUAGUUGAGCUUAUAUUUAAUGUUCGAAGAUGCUUAGUUUGUA
This is a messenger RNA of Lotus japonicus, 2077 nucleotides long. RefSeq names its product mannosyltransferase APTG1. Gene Ontology annotation, molecular function: alpha-1,2-mannosyltransferase activity. Gene Ontology annotation, cellular component: endoplasmic reticulum membrane. Gene Ontology annotation, biological process: GPI anchor biosynthetic process. Bases 132 to 1733 code for a protein of 533 amino acids. The transcript has 9 exons. Lineage: Eukaryota; Viridiplantae; Streptophyta; Magnoliopsida; Fabales; Fabaceae. The record is from RefSeq and is a predicted model, not a curated record.